CAGGUUUUUAUUUAAACCCACCCCCUAAGUCCCCCCCAACAUAUGAAGAAUUUUCAAAUAUCCUCUGAACUUCCCUUUAUUCAUUACCAACACUUCCUGUAAUCCUAACCAUAAAAAAAACAAAGACAUUCACGGGCGAUGACUUUGACCCGGUUUCUAACUCGUCACAAACCACAGAAGGAAUGUGCUGUAGAAGAUGACUGAGUGAGUGAGUCACCUCAGAGGUUCAGUGGAGAUAAUCCUAACAACAAACAUCUCCAGUAUCUGCUCUUGUACUCUUUGACGUUUCAUUCAGUAGGUACUGUAUACUGCCUGUCAGUCUUUUCUGUGGGCCUCUUUCUUUCAACAGUACUUCCUGUUCAGACUAAUUCCUGGAUGAAUGGAAGAAAGCCAAAAAGUUCAACACGGUGUGAAUUUUAAUCCAGCCAGAAAAACCUGAACGUGUCUUCUGUACAAUAACUCUGAGGGAGCUGGGACACCUGCACAGUUCUUCACCUGCACAAUGGACAAAACCAUGGUUCUGAGUCACCUACUCCUGGAGACCAGGGGCACGCCAACACUUCUGGGAGGGGAGCCGUUAGCCAGAGUCAUAAAAAGUAACAAGUACGUUGUCCAGCCGAGCACCGAGGCUCAGCAGGCAGACACAGAGGUGGACACUCUGGACCGGGCCCUUCACACGGCCCUGUGUGCUGAAGUCAAAGCUGUGCUGCUGACGGGACCAGAAGGUUCUGGAAAAACUACAAUUCUGGAGAAGCUCAUGGUGGACUGGGCCAGAGGAGACGCGCUCCAGCACUUCUCCUACAUUUUCUACUUUGGUCGGUGUGAGCUGAAGGCUCUUAAAGGGCUGGUGUCCCUGGAGACUCUGAUUCUGCAGCACUGGACCAAUCGGAGCGCUCCUGUCUCUGUGGACGUGCUCCUGCAGGAGCCCGAGAAGGUUCUGUUUGUUUUUGACGACCUCGAUCAGUGUGAACUUCAACUGGAACCAUCGGCCCACUCCCCCUGCUCUAACCCCGCCCUGGCCAUGUCAAUGUCCUGCCUGGUGUCCAGUCUGCUCCAUGGGUCCGUUCUAAAAGGUUCUGUCAGUUUGGUGUCAGCCAGGUCAGCAGAAGGUCUGAGGUCCGAGUCCUUCAACAGACUGGAGGUGCCGGGCUUUCUGAAGGCCCAGAGACAGGCCUACGUCCACAGGUUUUUCUCCGACUCCACUGCUGGUACCACAGCUUCAGCCCAGAUGGAACGGACUCUGGGUUUCCAUGAGUUCUGCAGCUCUCCCAGGUUCUGUUGGACCGUUUGUUCUCUUUACCAAACUCUCAUGGAUGCUGGAGUAGAACUUCCAGAAACUUUGUCCCAGCUCUGUGUCCACAUCCUGGUCCAGUUGUUGAAGGAGGUUUCCACGGAUCAGACCCACAACAGAGAGCUGGUCCUGGUCCUGGGGAGACUGGCCUCCCACUGCCUUCUGCACCAACAUCCACGCUACACCAAAGAAGAACUGUGUUCCGCUGGGUUUUCACCGUUCCUCAGCCAGAUUCACGUGUUCAUGCCUGUGGACGCCGACCUGGAGUCAUGUGACUUCUCCUUCGUUUCACGGCCGAUGCAGGAGUUCAUUCUGGCUCUUUCUGUCUUCCUGGACAAAUCUCCACCAGGGGGCGUGUCAAAGAUGCUGGAGGAACACAGAGGUUCUGCGGGGUACCUGGAUCUGUUCUUGGCCGGGCUGUCGGAGCCACAGCAGUACCGACCACUGGAGGCGCUGCUGGGGCCCCUCGACCCUGAUCCUAUCAUGGGUUUCAGACGUUGGUUUAAAAGCAGCUCAGAGAAGGUCCUCCAGGGGUAUGACAAGGACCAGCAGCUUCACUGCUUCAGGCUCCUGCACCAGGCCCAGAGUGAGACGUUGGUCAGAGAGACCGUCACGGCCUCGGCACGCACCGGCAUCGGCCUCGGAGACAUGGACCUCCACAGCUGUGUCGCUCUCAGCUACGUGGUCUCGUGUCUCGGAGAGAUGAAGCUGCUGAAACUGUACAGAACCAGGGAUCUGACGGAGGAGAAGGCCCGAGUCCUGGCUCCGGUCAUGAGUCUGUCACGUAAAAUCCUGUUGACAUACAGCUCUCUGACCACUGGGGCGGUCCGUCAUCUGGCCUCAGCUCUGACCACAGGAGUGACCUCAGAACUGGACCUGUCUCACACUGGCCUUGGAGAUGAAAAGUUCAAAGUUCUCAGUGAUGGACUGAAGAACUGCGCUCUGCUGAAAAUAAGACUCCCAUCAUGCACCCUGACUGAAGUGGCCUGUGACCACCUGGUAACUAUUCUGACCUCUGGUUCCUCUCAGCUGUGUGAGUUGGAACUGAUGUUCAACCAGUUUGGAGACCAGGGCUUUGUGAAGCUGUGCAGCGCCCUCCACAGUCCUCACUGUAAACUACAGCUGCUCCAGCUCCAAGCUAACAAUCUGACGGCCGUGUCCAUGGAGUCUCUGUCUGCUGCCCUGAGGUCAGGUCACUCCAGGCUGAGGUCAGUCAACCUGACCCAGAACAGGAUCACUGACAGUGGAGUCAGGGCUCUGUGUCAGUCCCUGAGACAACGGUCCUGUCAGCUGAGCAGCCUGAAUCUGUUUGAUAACGACCUGACUCACAGCUGCUGCCAUGAUUUGAUGGAGGCCCUGACGUCAGCGAACAGCUCCCUGUUGGAGCUCGAUCUUUCAUUGAAUGAUUUAGGCCAAGAGGGGGCGCUGCUGCUCUGCCAAGCACUGACUCAUCCUGGAUGUGCAUUAAAAAAACUGGUCUUAAAACGCUGUGAGUUGACCCCCGUGGUGUUUGAGGAACUGGGGUCACUGCUGAGGGGGGGCUCAUCCCGACUCUGCAGCUUGGACGUGGGAAUAAACAAUGUUGGAGACGAGGCGGUCAAACAUCUGCUGGCUGCUGUGGCAGAUCCACAGUGUCUGCUGGAGGAGCUGGAUUUGGAGAUGACCGGCCUGACGGACGACUGUCUCGAACACCUGUGCACCGCCAUUCAGAGCAGCAGAACCCUGAAGAACCUGGAGCUGAGGAACAACUCUCUGACGGACUCUUCUGUCCCGGCUCUGGUCCAGGUGGUGGAGGACAGCACCAGCAUGAUGGAGCUGAACCUGAAGUACAACGACUUCUCAGAGGACGUGUUCCCCUGUUUGGACAGCUGCGCUAAAGUAAGGUACUGAAGAACCGAUGUCACAGUGCUGCAGGAGCAGGAACUUUUUAAAUUCAGCGCCGUCGGUCCAUUCAAAUAUGUCAGCGAUUUAAGAAGUCCUGUGGUAAACUGGAGCGGACAGGAAUGUGUUUGUUAUGUCAACAAUCAAAACAAGGACAAAUAUAAUCCACAGUAUCCUGGUGGAGUAUUAGUUAUUAACAAGGUCUGAAGCUGAACUUUUCAUUGAACUUUCUUUUUACCGCUGUUUUACUUCAUCGCUUUCUGUUUUUCUUUAUCGUUGACCUCAGGGUCAAAUCCCAACGUUAAACCGACAUCAGAACAAAACAAACGGUGUUAAUGAUAAAUGGCUUUAACUGAGUGAACUGUCAGCAGAACUGGUGUUGGUGAAGGUCAGGGUUUCUGAACUCUCCCUCCCCCUCUCGCUCCCCCCUCUCUUUCCCGCCCUCUCUCUCUGCUUGUGAAUCAGAGAAACUAAAGGUUCUGAAGACCUUGGACUUUGGUGUGAACUUUGAAAGUGUCUUUGCUGACGUUCUGUUUUGCAGAUGAUUAAAGAAAAUCUGAAUCAACAGAA
Molecule: messenger RNA, 3742 nt
Organism: Cynoglossus semilaevis (tongue sole)
Lineage: Eukaryota; Metazoa; Chordata; Actinopteri; Pleuronectiformes; Cynoglossidae
Product: NACHT, LRR and PYD domains-containing protein 12-like
Exons: 9
Coding region: 503-3181 (892 amino acids)
Cellular component (GO): cytoplasm
Molecular function (GO): protein binding
Source: RefSeq, a predicted model, not a curated record